Messenger RNA from Necator americanus (New World hookworm), 1557 nucleotides. RefSeq lists its product as uncharacterized. The transcript is spliced from 11 exons. Gene Ontology annotation, molecular function: phosphoric diester hydrolase activity. Bases 1 to 1557 code for a protein of 518 amino acids. The record is from RefSeq and is a predicted model, not a curated record. Lineage: Eukaryota; Metazoa; Nematoda; Chromadorea; Rhabditida; Ancylostomatidae.
AUGCUACCUAUAGUAAGGUCAAAACGACGUGAAGCACGAUGCAAAUGCGUAAGCGGCAGCGCUCGAAGCAGCGCGGAGGGGACAACGCUUAGAAUCGAGUCGGCGGGUCAAGACAGUCCGAAGCUCUGUGGUUACCUAAGUGGCUGCGUUCGAAGCAGCUUCGUGGAACUAUCGAUCACCUUCAAGGAAAAAAUUAUGAUCCUAUUACUAACACUUUUUGCUUAUGUGAAUCCCCUACAAAUUCUUCAACUAGCAGAUUUUCAUCUUGACGUUGAUUAUUCUAUAAAUGGUGAUAAUAAGAAGAUGUGCCAUUAUGAAGGAUCUACCGGCGAUGGAAAAUUGGGUGAAUACGGUGACUAUAUGUGCGAUGCACCACAGUCCCUCGUGAUGUACGCUUUAAAAGAGGCAAAACGGCUUUUCCCAAAUCCCGAUCUCAUCAUUUGGACAGGAGAUAAUAUCCCUCAUAUUGACAAUUAUGAUUGGGACUAUGUAAACAAUGUCCUCAAUAUUACAACAGAAGCCCUCUUCUCUGAAUUUCCAAAUGUCACAAUCCUUCCCACCUUCGGUAACCACGACUAUUCGCCGGCUAAUGCUUUCGAUAAAAGCAGUGUAUUGUAUGAGAAAGGUUGGGAGCUAUGGGAGAAACAGAUCAAUGCCACUGAAAAGGAUCGAUUUCUCCUUGGAGGCUACUAUAAACAUCAUCUAGGCAAUACCUCUAUUCUUAUGCUUAACACAAACUUGUACUACAAACCAAACAAAGCAUACGAUAACUUCACGAACAAAGAAGAUCCUGCAGAUCAGUUUGCUUUCAUGGAAACCGAAUUGAAGGCGGCCUCAAAAUGUCGCAAAAAUCCAUCGCCUAAAUGUAGUUCCACCGUUCACAUCGUCGCUCAUAUUGCUCCCGGAGUUUUUGAACGAACUCCUAAUUUCACAUGGUUUCGUGACCCGUAUAAUGAAAAAUUCCUCAAACUUGUGGUGGACUACUCGGAUGUGAUCGGAAUGAUGAUUUUCGGUCAUCAUCAUACUGAUACUUUUCAUCUCGUUAAGGAUGAUUCUGGUAAAGCAGUGGGCUUUCUUCUUAUGUCUCCCGCCGUCACACCGUGGUUCUCAUCACUAGAAGGUGCUGGAGCGAAUAAUCCAGCUUUCAGAGUAUAUGAUGUGGACUAUAAUGGGACCUUCAACGAUAUUUUCACUUACUACAUUAACCUCACUGAACUGAACAAUAAUCGAACUACACCGUUCACUCUGGAGUACUCAUUUAAGAAGGAGUACGGUAUCGCAGGACCUAUUGACUUGAACGCAAUGGUUACGUUGGUGGAACAGAUGAAGACUAACAAUACCGUAUUUCAAAAAUAUAUAAAUUUUAAUUCUGUACUCUGGGAUCCGAAGAUGCCCGUGGAUAGCUAUAGGGCCGGCCAACUUUGUUCACUGGAAUUUGCCGAUUAUCCUCGUUAUUACUCUUGUCUUAACCAGGAGAACUCGUCCAGGCUACGUGAUGGAUUUUAUGCGAUAGCAAUCGCUCUGCUAACAUCACUAUAUUUGGAAUUUUUGCUAUGA